Messenger RNA from Uranotaenia lowii, 3273 nucleotides. RefSeq lists its product as uncharacterized. The record is from RefSeq and is a predicted model, not a curated record. NCBI's taxonomy places the organism in Eukaryota, Metazoa, Arthropoda, Insecta, Diptera, Culicidae. The transcript is spliced from 3 exons. Bases 1 to 3273 code for a protein of 1090 amino acids.
AUGGCUUCAGAGCGACGUAUUAAGUCUCUAAAAUUGAGGAUUCGCAGCCUGGAGACUUCUUUCAACCUCAUCAAGGUUUUCGUCGACAACUACGACGAAGACACUCAAUCAGUUGAAGUCCCCGUGAGGCUAGAGAAUCUCGGUGUUCUCUGGGCAGACUACUCCAAGACCCAAGCUGAGCUGGAAGCUUCCGAUGUCGACGACAUGGCAAUCGUCGAGCAGCAAUUCAAGCAGCGAUCGCAUUUCGAGACAGAAUACUACAGAGUGAAGGGAUUCUUGCUGGCCGUAAAUAAACAUGCUUCGACUCCGUAUUCUCAUCCUGUUCAGUCCCAUGCGCACUUCCCUGCUUCCUCCCAGAUACGGCUACCCGACGUAAAGCUCCCCGUGUUCAACGGGUCGUUAGAGCAAUGGUUGAACUUCCACGAUCUUUUCGUUUCUUUGGUGCACUCAUCAAGUGAUUUAUCUAACAUCCAAAAGUUUUAUUAUUUGAGAUCGUCGUUGAGUGGAGAUGCCCUUAAGUUAAUCCAAACUAUUGCAAUCAGUGCCAAUGACUAUCCCGUCGCCUGGAAUCUUCUCAUUGAGCAUUUUCAAAAUCCAUUACGCUUAAAACAAACUUAUGUUGACUCGUUGUUCGAAUUUUCGCAACUUAAGAAAGAAUCAGCUUCAGAUCUUCAUUCGUUGGUCGAAAGGUUUGAAGCUAACGUUCGAAUCCUGAAGCAGCUUGGAGAAAGAACUGAAUAUUGGGACAUUUUGCUCAUACGAAUGCUGAGUAUCCGCCUUGAUUCAACAACUCGUCGAGAUUGGGAAGAGUUUGCGUCUGCGAAAGAGUCAACUACAUUCCAAGAUCUGGUAGGCUUUCUUCAACGACGAGUUACGGUUCUGCAGUGCAUGAGCAAUGGCCAGCAAGAGCAUUCAGCAACGACUUCAGCGAAAAAAUCGACUUCUCGUCCUCCACUCGUUAGCCACGGAGCAACUCAGUUCAACUAUCGGCAGUGUUUCGCUUGCUCCGACCAUCACCCUUUGUAUCAGUGUCCAGUUUUCUCAAAAAUGACCUCCGAAGACAAAGAAAAACUUGUGCGCCGCCAACAGCUUUGCCGAAAUUGUCUACGGAAGGGUCAUGUGGUUCGAAACUGUUCGUCGAAGAACACCUGCCGGAAAUGCCGAGGACGACACCAUAGCCAGCUGUGCAGCGACGAUCGCACUCAUCAGGAGCGCCUCAACCAGCGAGUCGAAGCAAGCGCAACAACGGAGACCAAUGCGGCAAGCGAAGCAGCUUCACCAUCACUAUCAGCCGCGAUUCACAAUCCAGGGUCUGGUCGUCUUUCUAACAGGGUGAUUCUCGCAACAGCAGUGGUCACUUUGGUCGACGAUCACGGCAACUCGCACGUAGCAAGGGCACUGCUGGACUCAGGAAGCGAGUGCAGCUUCAUUACUGAGUCAUUUUCUCAACGGCUUCGGAUUCAUCGGCAAAAGGUUCAUCUCUCAAUCUCCGGAAUUGGCCAAUCUUCCACACAUGCCCGUCUGAAGCUCCGCACCACAGUACGCUCACGCACCACCCGGUUUUCCACCAUCGUCGAAUUACUUGUGCUUCCGAAACUCACCCUAAAUCUACCGUCCACAACCAUGGACAUGUCGAGCUGGAGUUUUCCGGAGGGAAUUCAGCUAGCAGAUCCAGCUUUCUACCAGUCAAAUCCCAUCGACGUAGUUCUGGGCGCUGAAAUAUUCUUCGACGUCUUCAAACCAUCAGGCAGAGUAUCACUUGGGGAUGGGCUUCCGAUGCUGGUGAAUUCGGUCUUUGGCUGGGUGGUCUCUGGGAAGGUUAUGCAGUCCAAUCACCUCAAGACGAUUUCCUGCAACGUCGCUACAGUGGCGGACAUCCAACGAUUCAUGCAACGGUUUUGGGCAAUCGAGGAGGAAAGCGCCGUUCCUAGUCUCUCGGUAGAAGAAGCGGCGUGCGAGGAGCAUUUUCGUCGUACAGUUCAACGUACACCAGAUGGCCGAUAUAUUGUGCGAUUGCCGUUGAAGGAAGCGGCAGACAACAUAGGCGACAACUGCAACACUGCGCGACGUCGUUUUCACAUGAUCGAAUCUCGCCUUCAACGCAACAAGGAGCUGCAGAUUCAGUAUCGGGACUUCAUGGCAGAAUACGAAACCCUUGGCCACAUGCAUCGAGUGGCGGACACAGCUGGAUCCGAUUCUUCCCGGUACUACUUACCCCAUCAUCCUGUGAUUCGUGAAACGAGCUCCACAACCAAGGUCCGAGUUGUUUUCGACGCAUCGUGUAAAUCUGCUACCGGAAAAUCUCUGAACGAUGUGCUUAUGGUAGGCGCAGUAAUUCAAGACGAUCUGAGAGCCAUCAUAUUGAGGUCCAGGCUUCACCAGGUCAUGCUCAUCGCUGACAUUAAGCAGAUGUAUCGUCAAGUGCUGGUCGACGAUAGAGACACUCCACUGCAGCGGAUUUUUUGGCGGAAUUCCCCCGAGGAACCUCUACAGACCUUCGAGCUAAAAACGGUCACCUACGGCACGGCCAGCGCACCGUUUCUCGCUACCAGGGUACUUCAGCAGUUAGCCGAUGAUGAAAACCAGAACUUUCCCGAAGCAGCCAAGAUUCUGAAGCGCGAUGUUUACGUCGACGAUCUGUUCACCGGAGGCAGCUCACCAGAGGAAGCGUGCCAUUCAAUCUUCGGUCUAGCAGCAGACCAGUGCAUCAAAACCCUGGGCCUACACUGGGAACCAACAGCCGACAACUUACGGUUCCACAUCCAACUCCCCAAGCAACCACCAGACACCCUUAUGACGAAACGAAUCGCUCUGUCACAAAUCGCACAACUUUUCGAUCCGUUAGGCCUGGUUGGACCAGUCAUCGUAACCGCUAAGAUAUUUAUGCAGACGCUGUGGGGCCUUACAUCCGAAGACGACACACCUUGGGGCUGGGAUCAACCGCUACCAGAUUCUCUCGCCACUUACUGGAUCAAAUACUACUCGCAGUUGCCUCUGCUUGAGCAACUCAGAAUUCCUCGAUGUGUUGUUUUGCCCGAUCCAUGUAACAUUCAGCUUCACCUCUUUUCGGACGCAUCGGAACAAGCAUAUGGCGCUUGUGCAUAUCUUCGAUCGACCGACGCUUCCGGGAAUGUUCUGGCGCAGCAUUCCUCGACUCGAGCUCUGCGGAGCACUAGAAGCGGCUCAAUUGUACCAAAAGGUCUGCUCCGCCUUCGGAUCAAGGUUCACGACAUUCUUCUGGGUCGACUCUACUACCGUUCUUGCCUGGCUUAA